AAAAUCUGUAGUGUGAAUGGGCCUUUAUUCCUACCAAUCUACAAAGAAAUAAUGCUUGGUCAUUACAUUACGAAGCAAACUAGGCCGCGUCCUACAAAAGGGUUACUAGUGGGAGUUGCUGUAUAUGUUACUAUAUAUUCUUAUGGCUGUAACUUGUCUGCAUGCUGACAGAUUAUUGCGCUUUAUCUAUUAAUGCUCAAAAUGAUCCCGAAAAGGUCGAGACGCGUGAAGAUACGUAUGUAUCCUGUACAGUACUGGCGCCCAUCGUCCAGCAGGUGGCGUUGCACAAGAGCAUGAACUGUCUGCUAUGAUGUGGAAGAGAAUUGUGCGGCGGUACGGAGAGAGACGCUCUAUCCUCGUCACCGGGACGCCUCUUGUUACUGCCGUUUCUAUGGACACGUCAGCGGCCUACUCCCGUUUACAAGGCCUGCUUUCGAGUAAAACUAGCGGGUGACCGAUAAGAGGGACCCUGCGGGCGGGUAUACCUGGGGAGCGGGGUCCCUGAAAAACCUUCGGUUGUAUAAAGUGAUGCUGUCUCCUGCUGGAAAUGCUCCAAUGAUGGGACACAAUGCUGGAAGCCUCUCUCCCUUGCAAGUCUCCUUCUCUUUGCAUCAGUUCUUAUUUUUCAAUGGGGAUCUGCAUCCAGAUAAUUCAGAGCACAUCUCUGUAAAUUGUAUCCAGUACAUGUAUUGAACCUUGGGCGUUCAUGAAAUGUAACUGAUGUGCAAACUUGCUUGUGACAUUUUUGGGAAACUUUUUGGUUCUGAAACAACUCCGCAGAGAUGACUCCACAGGUAUCUGCUAAAACAAUGGCAAGCAACAGUCAGUUAUGUAUUCGUCGUUGGACUACAAAACAUGUGGCCAAAUGGCUAAGAGAAGAAGGAUUUUGUGAUUAUGUAGAUAUUUUGUGCAACAAACAUCGUCUGGAUGGCACAGCACUGUUAGCAUUAACGGAAUAUGAUUUACGCUCUCCACCACUGGAAAUUAAAGUGCUAGGGGAUAUAAAACGUCUUAUGCUUUCUAUCCGUAAGCUCCAAAAACAGCAUGCCAGUGUCCUGGAAGAGUUAGGGUUAAGCAACGAGCCAGCCUCAGGAGCACUCAGCAUAAGUUCACCACCAAGUCCUGACUGGUUAUGUAAUGGUGAUCUUACAAGAGACCUUGAUGGACAUGGAACAGAUUCUAGUGUAGAACCACACCAGUACUCCAAUGGAAAAAACAAACAUCCACCAAAGAGACUGGACCCAGAGUACUGGAAAACAGCCAUCAGCUGUAUUUAUGUUUUCAUAGUUUUUGGCUUUACUUCCUUUGUCAUGGUUAUUGUACACGAACGCGUUCCUGACAUGCAAACAUACCCACCUCUGCCAGACAUCUUCCUAGACAGUGUUCCUCGAAUUCCUUGGGCCUUUGCGAUGACUGAGAUGUGUGGAGUGGUUCUUUGUUAUAUCUGGCUUCUUGUAUUACUUCUCCACAAACACAGGUCCAUCCUUUUACGUAGGCUCUGUAGCUUGAUGGGAACUGUGUUUCUUUUGAGAUGUGUCACCAUGUUUGUCACAUCGUUGUCUGUUCCAGGUGAACAUUUGCAGUGUUCAGGAAAGCUGUACGACAAUAUGUGGGCCAAGCUUCAGCGUGCCUUCGCCAUCUGGAGUGGAUUUGGAAUGACAUUAACUGGAGUACACACUUGUGGAGACUACAUGUUCAGUGGUCAUACUGUAGUCCUCACCAUGCUAAACUUUUUUGUCACUGAAUACACUCCACGAAGCUGGAACUUCCUACAUACCCUUUCCUGGGUGCUCAACCUGUUUGGCAUUUUCUUCAUUUUGGCUGCUCAUGAACAUUAUUCCAUUGAUGUCUUCAUUGCAUUUUACAUCACUACAAGACUCUUCCUUUAUUACCACACUUUGGCCAAUACACGUGCCUACCAACAGAGCCGCCGAGCCCGAAUCUGGUUUCCAAUGUUCUCUUUCUUUGAAUGCAAUGUUAAAGGACCCGUUCCUAAUGAGUACUGCUGGCCUUUCUCUAGGCCUAUGAUUCUAAGAAACGUAUUCAGUUAAUUUAUUUUGCUCAAGCCGAAAACUACCAGGGACUGAAGCAGAAAAAACAUUAUGCUCAUUGGCAAUGACAUUUUAAUUUGAAACUGCAGCAUUUAUAUUUUGUUGUUGCCUUAUCUGGUAGACUAUGUGUUUUGAGUUCUUGGAAGCAUGAAGCACCCAUAUUGGCUGCAGAACUUCACCCCAUGAUAGGUGAAUAUAUUUAAUUUACUAAGUAUGAAAGGAUUGCAGAUGUACAUAUAUAUGCAUUUGACCUUAAACAGCAUUCAGAUAACUUCCUAGUACAAAUAAACCAAUAUAAAACGUAUUAGGUACAUAUGACAUUGACAUUAUUAAAGUAAAAAAAAAAAAAAAAAUAACAUGCAUGUUACCCAGAAACUUGGUAUCGGGUAUUAAAAAGGAAUCAUAUUCUUCUUCUGACAUUGUUAGGUAUAUAAAAAAAAAUGCUAUAAGAAAUGCAUCCAAGAAAAGCCCAAAGGUUGUUCAGAAUAAUAGAUAACAUCAGAAAUUUUUAUUUUUUUUUUAUUUAUUUUUUUCUAAUCAAUAUUGUUUAAAAAAAAUAAAAUAAGAAAAAACUAUUGUAGGUAGAAAAAGGGGUUGUGAUUGGCUUGGUAGUUCCAUUCUUGUCGAUGAGGCUGGGUGCUGAUAAACCUACUUUGUUGUUUUUUUAAUUAAUACCACUUGGGCUGAAAAUAAACUUUAAAUAUGGAACACUACUAUGGGCAGAUUGCUUGGCCUACAGUGGUUAAAGAUUUUGAUUUAAUGUUUUUAUAACAUGGCUGCUAUGUUAACUCCAGUUACUCUUGGGUUUUAUUUAUUCAGUGGAUUUUAGUUGCAGAAUGAGUGUUUUAUUUCCAUGAUAUGGGCUAGUCCAUUCCUUUUUCUAGUUCCCUCUCUAUGGCCACUUUCACAUGACGGUAGUUCUCUCAUUAUUUUUCAUCAGCAAAUAAACACUGAGAAAAAGUGUUGGAAACUAUUGACUGAUAUACUGCAACAUGAAAUUGGCAAUACUCUAUUUCUUUAACAUUCAAUGUACAGUGGUCCCUCAAGUUACAAUAUUAAUUGGUUCCAGGAUGACCAUUGUAUGUUGAAACCAUUGUAUGUUGAGACCAUAACUCUAUGGAAACCUGGUAAUUGGUUCUGAAGCCCCAAAAUGUCAUCCAAAAAUAGGAAAAGGUGAGGAUUAAAGAAAAAUAAGUAGAUAACUAAUAUAGAUAAAACAAUCCUUACAUAUAAAAGUAAGAAAGAGCUGCUGGGAGCUGUAAUCACUGUUUAUGUCAGUGUUUCCCAACCAGGGUGCCUCCAGCUGUUGCAAAACUACAACUCCCAGCAUGCCCGGACAGCCGUUGGCUGUCCGGGCAUGCUGGGAUUUGUAGUUUUUCAACAGCUGGAGGCUCCCUGGUUGGGAAACAAUGGUUUAUGUAGAGGACAGGAGCUUCUUCAGGGUCCUAUACAGUACACACAGUGUCCCAAAUGGAGUCUACCUCACCUGGUGUCCAAAGGAGCAGCUAACCCUGGCACAGGUAAGGAGUAGUACAGAACUUGUAGUUCCUCCCUGUACUGUAGGGGGGCGCUACCAGACAGCCAGUCAGUGCAUGCACUUCAGUAAUACAGAUGUUUUACCAGUAAAAUGCCCAUUCUGAUUGGUCAGUUUUACACACCCCAAACACACACUGGGGAAAAAUCCACAGUAAUUGGAGGGCACGUUCGGGUAACAGGCCCUACCUGUUGGAAAUUUUUGUGACUGAUGUUUGCUAUGCAAUGAGUGAAUGAAGCCUGGGGAGAAAUCCGCAUGUAACACAUGCCAAUUUGAAUACAGAUUUCAGCCCAUCUUCUCAGCUGACUAUAAAUGCAUGUGUAGGCCGAUAGUUUUCAUUUUUGCAAAUUCCAAGUUAAUUAGAAAUCACAUGGGCUUGUCAUUUGCCCUGUUAAUGCCAUAAAACUGUGUCUUGCAGCUAAAAUAAAGUUACUGUGUAGUAAGUGACAUACAUAGUAAAGUUUGGGCAACUGUUGUUUGUAUUGUAGUUUAUAAAAACAUAUAUACUCUUAAUACUGGCGGAUCUUGGCAUAGCCCAUUUUUAUUUUUAUUUUAGUUACAGUGAAUCCACGUUAAACUGCCAUAUCUUACAAAUGCAUCACGCUCUUAAAUACUGAUGUGCAGAAAGUGCAAGUAAAGCAUAAACUAUGUUAUUAAACUUGAUAACAACAUUGUUAAAGAAAAUGUUUUCUAAAAAAGGUGAUCUUCUACGUUCAGUACACAAACUUGUGUAUGGUAUCUUAUGUACCUUCUUACCUACCCAAAGUGGGCCUCUUUAUUUGAUGGUUAGUAGAAAUGGUUUAAGUUAUUUACAAUUUAACUGCGUUUCCAGUGCAUUCAGAAAGCACCCCCAUCAAUCUGCACUCAGGACCCCAUAAUGACAAAGUGAAAACAACAUUUUAGAAAUGUUUGCAAAUUUAUUAAAAAGGAGAAACAUUUCCAUUUUUUAAUUAGCAAAAAAAAAAAAAAAAAACUGUUUUCACUUUGUCUUUAUGGGGUAUUAAGUGCAGAAUCAUGGGGGGGAAAACCUAAUUUUUUUUUCCAUUUUAGCACAGGGCCUUAAAAUGUGAAAAAGGCGAAAGCGUCUUAAAACAUUGUGAAUACAUUGUACCUAUUUGACUGACAGUAUUUGGUUUAAAUUUACAUUCAUUUCACACUGUGUUACUACUGAUUGCAACACAGGACUGUAUUCCAUUACUUAACAAUGAAAAUGGGAUGUGUGUAUUGUUUACAUUUCUGUGGAAAAGUUAUUAAACCUUAGAGUGACUUCAUCAA
This is a messenger RNA of Hyla sarda, 4860 nucleotides long. RefSeq names its product sterile alpha motif domain containing 8 (gene SAMD8). Gene Ontology annotation, cellular component: endoplasmic reticulum membrane; Golgi membrane. The transcript is spliced from 8 exons. NCBI's taxonomy places the organism in Eukaryota, Metazoa, Chordata, Amphibia, Anura, Hylidae. The record is from RefSeq and is a predicted model, not a curated record. Gene Ontology annotation, molecular function: protein binding; sphingomyelin synthase activity; ceramide cholinephosphotransferase activity. Gene Ontology annotation, biological process: ceramide biosynthetic process. Bases 783 to 2051 code for a protein of 422 amino acids.